This is a messenger RNA of Pieris napi, 1334 nucleotides long. RefSeq names its product aldo-keto reductase AKR2E4-like. The transcript is spliced from 9 exons. Gene Ontology annotation, molecular function: oxidoreductase activity. Bases 77 to 1108 code for a protein of 343 amino acids. The record is from RefSeq and is a predicted model, not a curated record. NCBI's taxonomy places the organism in Eukaryota, Metazoa, Arthropoda, Insecta, Lepidoptera, Pieridae.
AUAUAAUAUAGAAGCAAAUGUAACAGCCCUAUUAUAUGUUCAAUGUUAGUAUUGCGCUAUACUUCGCACAGUGAACAUGUUUCUUGCUGUGCUUGCUUGCUUGCUGAUUGUAUUGAAUUUCAAUUAUAUUAGAUGCGACACUGAUGGCGGGAAAGCGCCAAGGAUACCUUUGAAUGAUGGAAAUUUAAUGCCUGCUAUUGGAUUGGGAACGUUUCUUGGCUUUGACGAAAACGGACAAAAACAAGUAGGAGAUGAAGAAGUGGAGAGACCUGUGACUUGGGCUCUUAAUGCUGGAUAUAGAAUGAUAGACACAGCCUCCGCCUAUCAUAAUGAAGAACAAGUUGGUAAAGGGAUCCUCAAAUCGAAUGUACCCAGGGAACAGGUCUUCAUUGUUACUAAGCUCGGUUUGAAUGAACAAAGAGAUGUUCUACAAUCCUUACGAGGUUCCCUGAAACGUCUGAACACUUCGUAUGUCGAUUUGUAUCUGAUACACAAUCCAGUUGCAUUGAAGCCCGACCACAGUGGCUUUGAUAUCAUAGACUAUUUAGACACUUGGAAGGGCAUGGAGGAGGCGAAACGCCUCGGCCUCGCCAAGUCCAUAGGUGUUUCUAACUUCAACAUAAGCCAGAUGGAGCGUUUAUUAUCGAACUGUGAGAUACGACCAGCUGUUCUGCAGGUUGAGGUGAACCUAAAUUUAGCCCAAAAUAAACUCCAGGAAUUUACAAAAAGAGAAAAUAUCACUUUAAUGGCGUACACGCCAUUUGGUUCGCUAUUCGACAAGACUGGUGUACCGCCUCCUCCCAGGAUUGAUGACGCAACAAUGGUGGAACUGGCCAAGAAAUAUAAGAAAAAAGUACCCCAAAUUGCCCUACGAUAUUUGGUACAACGAGGUAUUUCGCCCAUACCAAAGUCAGUGCGUAAAGAGAAAAUCGAAGAAAAUAUCGACAUAUUUGAUUUUGAACUUACCGAACCGGAUAUGAUUACUUUGAGUCAAUUCAAUAAAAACUAUCGCGUUGUGUGGCCUAGUUUUUGGCAAGAACAUCCUUAUUAUCCUUUUGAAAGGAAAGAGAAUCCAGAUAAUGAUUUAUUUAAACCAAAACCUAAAUGAAUUUAGAUUGAUUUGUCUAUUCAGAGACGGUCUUUAUCUGUAGAAGUUUAAAAUUAAUUAAAUUAAUUUAGUUACAUUUUUCUAUGGGAUUCCUUAUUCCAUAUUUAUAUACGACAUUUCUUGAGGAUCUUAUUCUUUCCACAUUUUUAUUAGUAAAUGAUUUAGAAAUAACAAUUGUAAUGACAGGAAACGUGUUGGAAUUGGGUAUAAUAAAGUGAAAAAAUAC